This is a messenger RNA of Microthlaspi erraticum, 522 nucleotides long. The record is from the annotation of a GenBank genome assembly. NCBI's taxonomy places the organism in Eukaryota, Viridiplantae, Streptophyta, Magnoliopsida, Brassicales, Brassicaceae.
AUGCAAAUGCAGAUGAUGGUCAACCAACAGCUUUUUAGGCUUCUUAUGAGUAACCAUCCACCGGAGAAACCUAGUAAGACAAAUGUCAAUGGCUUCGUUCUUGAGUCGUCGCAGGCGAAUUUAGCCAAGUGGAUUUUUCAGACAUACCCAGAAACUACAGUGAAUGUUCAGUCUCAGAACCCAGAGGUCAGGACACAUUAUAUGAACGUUCUCUUCGGCGUCAUGGGGACGAUUUACCACAAGAAAACGCCUUAUGUCUCUACGGCUGAAUUAAGCAAAGCUUCCAAGGGUUUGUCUGAUUUGACAAAAGCCGGUUUUAAUGUGGAAUGGUUGAGGCCAUAUCUUGAGAUGGUUUCCCUGGAGAGGAAGAAACGUAAUGCUUAUGAAGCUCGGAAAGCUGAGUUGAAAAUGGAGAAGGCCAAGUCGAGGAAGCAUAGUUCGUUUAGGCUUCUGUUGGGGCGAUUCUUCUGCGUAAACCCUAAACCCCCAAUUUUUAUUGGCCAAGCUAACGAUGAUUUGUAG